Molecule: messenger RNA, 665 nt
Organism: Tuber aestivum (summer truffle)
Lineage: Eukaryota; Fungi; Ascomycota; Pezizomycetes; Pezizales; Tuberaceae
Source: the annotation of a GenBank genome assembly
GAUCCUAUUACGCUAUUGUCCUUUCCGGUCGGUUCUCCACCUCGUGUUUUACGGUUCAGGGCCGGGAGCAAGUCAAAGUCCAAAGGCGCGGCCCAGUUCGAACACCAUCCGGUAGUAGGAGUGAACCGAUACUCUCCUGCACCGGUAGAAGUACUAGGGGCUUGGGCACUGCUACAAAGAAAGCCUUCGGUGAUCGAACCCGGGGGGUUAGAAGGAGUGGGGUUGAACUGGUGCUGUGGAAAAUAGGGAAUGAGGGUGAGAAUUCGCUAAGACUUUGUAAACAAAAGUAGUUGGAAAAAGCUGAUUGAAUUACCGGAAAUUCAAGUCCAAGCAACGAUCCUGUCCGCAAAAUUGAACCCAACAUGGCUGGUGCCUUGGGGGAACGGCAAGAAAUUCUAAGUUAGAGGAUUCCAAGAUAUUCGGUGGGCCAAGAUUUUAAGCGUGGAUCCGUGGAAACAAUGCAAUGGUGAAACGGUGAAAACGGAUAAUAGCUAAACGAAACGCCAAGAAUUCACAUCCGAAAACGAUCACCCAGACUAGGAGCGGGGAAGCUCGCUUUUUCUUCUGCUAACUUAACAUCAACUAACGGUAAAUACGGGAGCAUAUAUCAACCAUGAAGUCCUGUUGUCCUUCCCUGGACCACCACACAUGCCAAUGCUAUUUCU